Xiphophorus maculatus (southern platyfish) is the source of this 3008-nucleotide messenger RNA. It is a transcript of the gene nr6a1a, whose product is annotated as nuclear receptor subfamily 6 group A member 1. The coding region runs from base 134 to 1489 and encodes 451 amino acids. The transcript is spliced from 9 exons. NCBI's taxonomy places the organism in Eukaryota, Metazoa, Chordata, Actinopteri, Cyprinodontiformes, Poeciliidae. Gene Ontology annotation, biological process: regulation of DNA-templated transcription. Gene Ontology annotation, molecular function: sequence-specific DNA binding; zinc ion binding; DNA-binding transcription factor activity. The record is from RefSeq and is a predicted model, not a curated record.
GGCUGCUCAGAGGGAGAGCAGGGAGGACAGGAGAAGACACGGAUAAAAAGAGAGACAUGAGGACACGAGGCCUGGUUUUCUUUAGCCAGGUUCAUGCUUGAAUGGGGUCCAGGCAGAUUGGUAGAAGCAUGAAAUGGAUACAUGGGAAGAUGAUGCAGCUGACCAGCGUACUUGCCUUAUUUGUGGAGACCGCGCCACAGGUCUGCACUAUGGCAUCAUCUCCUGCGAAGGCUGCAAAGGCUUCUUCAAGCGCAGCAUCUGCAACAAGCGGGUGUACCGCUGCAGCCGGGACAAGAACUGCGAAAUGUCCCGCAAGCAGCGUAACCGCUGCCAGUACUGCCGUCUGCUCAAGUGUCUGCAGAUGGGGAUGAACCGCAAAGCAAUCAGGGAGGACGGCAUGCCAGGAGGGAGGAACAAAAGCAUCGGGCCUGUGCAGAUCACAGAAGAGGAGAUAGAGCGAAUCAUGUCAGGGCAGGAGUUCAAGGAGGAUGCCCCGGAGCACACCUGGGGCAACAACGGCGACAGCGACCACAGCUCCCCCAGCAACGGAGCCUCUGAGGGCAACCAGCCGUCGCCCGCCUCCACUCUGUCAUCCAAUCGAUCUGUAGAGAUGAAUGGCUACACGGCAGCACUCAGGGACCAGUACAUCAACACCUCCAUGUCCACACACUACCAGCUCCUGCCUCACCUGUUCAGCUACGCAGCCCAAUCAGGCCUGCUGACCCCGCAGCCCCGCAGCCUCUACCCACAGUCCCACCCUUUGGUGCUGCAGCUUGUGGCUGCUGAGGACCUGUCCCCCCUCACCACCCCAAUGCUCAUAGAGGACGGGUACAAGGUAACCCAGGUGGAGCUGUUCGCCCUGCUGUGUCGCCUGGCGGAUGAGCUGCUCUUCCGGCAGAUCUCCUGGAUCAAGAAGCUGCCUUUCUUUUGCGAGCUGUCCAUAGAGGACUACACCUGCCUGCUCAGCUCCACCUGGCAGGAGCUCAUCCUGCUGUCUUGCCUCACCAUCUACAGCGCCCAGAUCUUCGGAGACUUGGCCGACGUCACUGCCAAAUACACGCCGUCUGAUGAUGAGCUGCAGGGCUUCAGUGAAGAUGGGAUGGAAGUGAUGGAGAGGCUGAUAUAUCUGUUUCGUAAGUUCCAUCAAUUGAAGAUCAGCAAUGAGGAGUACGCCUGUAUGAAGGCCAUCAACUUCCUCAACCAAGAUAUCAGAGGACUGUCCAACGUCUCCCAGCUGGAGCAGCUGAACAAGCGCUACUGGUACGUCUGCCAGGACUACACCGAGUACAAGUACCCGCACCAGCCCAAGCGCUUUCCUGAGAUCAUGAUGUGUCUGCCCGAGAUCCGCUGCAUCGCAGGGAAGCUGGUGAACGUCCCCCUGGAGCAGCUCCCCCUCCUGUUUAAAGCAGUCUUGCACUCCUGCAAAUCCAGCCUGACCAGCUACCGGACCGGCCCGUCGCCCUGCGCGACCGCCCCCUCUGGAAACUAACCUAUCCCGACUGCCGAGCCUAGGGACCGGUCUCCCCUCCUGUGAAUGUGACAAGCAGCUAGUUCUUUUUUUUUUGUAAUAUUUUUCUUUAUAUAUUUAUUACACGACAGAGCUGAAUGUAUGCUGAUUUACACUGUGCACAUCUUCUGUACAAAACAAAUGCUCAAAGAUGCAUUGGUCUUUGGAGUUUACAAGUGUAUAUCCAGUUUGCUCAAUGUGUCGCCGUUGCCAUUGUUAGACUAGACUUUAAAAGAGCUUAUUUUAUUCAGACAGGGCAGCAGGACACAUUUGUGAUUUGUGACUACCUCAGGAAGAUGUUGUUGCUAUUUUCAGGUACCUUUUCUUGCUUUGAAAUGAAGAGUUGCCCGGUCUAAAAUCAAACCUGUGGAUGCUUUGACAUCUCAAUCAGAGACUGAAUGUUAAAAUGAGCUGCAGAAAUCAGAGUUUAGAAACAUCAGUGUUGUGUUGCACUGAAAAUGCAAAAUCCAUUAGCAGAAUUUUAGCUACUUUAUAUGCAUGGACUCUCAGUUAUCCUGUAUUCGGGAGGCGGUCCUGUCCGUUUAACAUUCCAUGAGUUAAGUUGGCCGUUGUUGGAUCUGUGGGAUCACUGAAAAAGGAGCAUACGGGUAUUUUUUACAAUCAUAGACUAGGGAUGUGAGGCUUUAUUGCAGGGGAAGGGGAGGGUAGCUAGGUUUGCUGUUUUUGUUUCACUUUUCUUUCUAGACCAAAGUGUUAUGCAAUGCUUUCUUCAAACACCCACUAAUGGGUAGGGAGCUGACAGCUCAACAAAGAAUGAAUAUAUAUAAGGGAGAACUUUCUUAUCAAUGAAGGAUGGUGAUAAGAAAUUAAUCAAUAUGUAACAGAGGAGAGACCCUCAGCCAGGCAGACAAGUGGGUCACCAAAAUUCCACCUCAGUGCUGCUAAUCAGAGCCAUGUUUUAGUUGCAGGAAGUGGCUUCAGGCUCACAGGUUUCAAACAACACUGCCUUCAUGUGGAAGCUUUCACUUUGUUCUGAAAAAUCAACAAAUGGGCUGCAGUCAGAGCAGUUGGUUCACUAAAGCCUCGUCAUGUUGGUGGAGCUCUGCCAAGUUAAAGUUUAUUUAUAGAGGACAUUUCGACCAAAGAACAUCACAAUAAUCACAGCGUCAGUAAUCAUGUGACCAGAACAGAAAGAGAAUCCGUCAGUUGGAUUCCCUUUAACGUCGGCCUCCAACAUUAAAGGCUAAUAUUGAGCCAUUCUCACACGACCCUGGACAAUAAAGUCCGAUGUGUGAUGAAUAUCGGACAUUAUUCUAAUGCUGUUUUAACCUCUUGAAUCCCUUUACACCAGCUGAGCUCCUAGUUGUUUUCUUACAUGCCAACCAGCUGGAAGUUCUGCAAAAACACAAAAUCUCACCAUGUGUUGGUGUUUUAGUUUCUAAUGCAGACAUCUCAGUACACUUGAAAUGAGGUAAAACUAACUACUUGCUGCAGCAAGAUACAGGAGCUUGUUGUAAGUCAUUAAUUCCUUAGUAUUGAU